AUGUUCGUUAAGAUUCGUUCGACGCGCAUACAGAUAGACAGACAGAUCACUGACCACGCACAUAGCUCCGUCCCGCCCGUCGCCUCAUACGCUCAGCCCACCGAGCCCGUGAAACCAAAGGUCAAAGGCGAACCCCAACUCAUCGGCGUUGUCAGCGACCCUCGCCUGAACCGCGACUCGGGCUGUUCGGUUCGCCUGGGUAGCCGUGUAUUAUGGGUCUACCGUGAUACGCAGUUCACCAAUCCCGACGGCAGUGUACGCAACUUACCUAUCAUCUGCAAUACCGCGUCUUGGUCGGACUACCAUCCGAACGGUCAGCCCGUGUUGCAAUCGAACCAUCCUCAAGCCGACGCUUUCCGUGAGACGGCGUUGUAUCAGUAUGGUGGGCCGAUGAGUGAUGAGUCGUUCUUUUCUCUCAAGCAUUAUGAUUGUCAUCCUGCGGGCAAUCGGGACGAUGGCACUCGUAUCUGUAUUUGGCCCGAUACUCCCCCAAUCGUGACCCAAACAUCCGAGUCAGGUCAAAUCACCGCCUACUCCUGGAUCCGGCGCUCCCACAUCACCAACACAAUGGGCGUAGUCGUCGAGAACCCCGCCGUCGCCCUCUACAAAAUCACCUACGACCCCGCCGUCCACACCGGCGAUAUCCUCCCGGAUGUCCACCUCGUAAACAAAUCCUUUUGGCCCGAGAACGCCAUUCCCUACGGAAACUACGGCACCUUGCUCUCGAAGGACAAGUCCACCCUCUACCUCUACGGCCAGACGGGCGGCGGCAUGCACGUGCGCACAUCCCUCGCUCGGGUCCCAGUCUCCCACAUCGAGGACCCUUCCGCCUACGAAUUCUGGGUAUCGAACAGCUGGACCAAGGAUAGACCUACCAUCAACCAGGACGGAACGUGGCUGAUCGAUUGUAACAUCGGCGGCCAGGGAACUUAUUUCUUCUCGGAACUCUGGGGAUGCUAUGUCUGGAUCGGAGGCGGACCUUUCCCCGGCCCGAGUUUCCACAUCACGACCGCGUUGCAGCCCGAGGGUCCUUGGAUCCAGCCUUAUAAAUUCUUCGAGGCGCGGAAUGGGAGUGCGGAUUUGGGCGCUUAUUCGUUACAAGCUCAUCCGGAUCUUAACGCGGAUCCGAACGAUAACGCCGUCUAUUUGACGUAUACCAAGAACGACAAUGUUCCUGGUGGAGGGACGGCGUAUUCGACGCCUUUGUAUCGUGUUGAGUGGGAAUGA
Molecule: messenger RNA, 1227 nt
Organism: Dissoconium aciculare CBS 342.82
Lineage: Eukaryota; Fungi; Ascomycota; Dothideomycetes; Mycosphaerellales; Dissoconiaceae
Exons: 3
Coding region: 1-1227 (408 amino acids)
Source: RefSeq, a predicted model, not a curated record